Eptesicus fuscus (big brown bat) is the source of this 2826-nucleotide messenger RNA. It is a transcript of the gene CASP7, whose product is annotated as caspase 7. NCBI's taxonomy places the organism in Eukaryota, Metazoa, Chordata, Mammalia, Chiroptera, Vespertilionidae. The record is from RefSeq and is a predicted model, not a curated record. The coding region runs from base 357 to 1448 and encodes 363 amino acids. The transcript has 7 exons. Gene Ontology annotation, cellular component: cytoplasm. Gene Ontology annotation, biological process: apoptotic process; proteolysis.
GACAUUUCCUCCUGCUAAGACCUUCUCCAAUUCCUCUGAAGCUUAGUCAGUCCCUCUGGUACUCGCACCCACCCACCAGCAGCCCCACAUUUGCGGCUUCCUGUUACGGGAAUGAUGCCUUUUCCCCAAAAAGACAGGACCAAGUCUGUGCUCCAAAGCAUGUCUCCGUGUCCUAGCACACAACCUAGCGCAUGAGACAUCAAGUACACAUUCAUCGAUGAGUCUUCUCUGCCAUCCCAAUGUAUUAAAUGUUUGCCUUUCUUAGGAGCUACUUUGCUAAGCGUCCUCUAUUUUUUUUUUUUUAAUAUAGUGGUCACAUCAUUUUAUCAUCAUACAGCCUAGAUCCAGCCUCUAAGAUGAGCGAUAUCAAAAGGCUCAAGGCUUACACACCACAUGUUGAAAUGGCAGACGAUCAAAACUCUAUCGAUCAGAACUCUGUCGGGGAGCAGGGAGCUGGGGAGUCAGCAAGCGAAGAUGCAAUUGAUGCGAAGCCAGACCGGUCCUCCUUUGUCUCCUCAUUCCUGAAGUCUUUCCGUCACAGAUUCUGCAGCUUCCUUGGCCGCCCCCUUCAUGCUGAUAGUAAGAGCGAGGGGCCAUUCAUGUCCUGGCUUCUUCUACAGCCCCUGACUGGCUUUCUGUUUCCCAGUAAGAAGAAGAAAGAUGACUCUGGGAAAUCCAUCAAGGCCACCCGGGACCAAGAGCCUACAUAUCGGUAUAACAUGAACUUCGAGAAAGUGGGCAAAUGCAUCAUCAUAAACAACAAGAACUUCGACGAAUCGACAGGUAUGUCCGUCCGGAGCGGAACGGACAGAGAUGCCGAGUCCCUUUUCAAGACCUUCCGAAACCUGGGUUUCGACGUGGUGGUGUAUAACAACCGCUCUUGUGCCGAGAUGCACAAUUUGCUGAAAGAAGCCUCUGAGGAGGACCACAAAAAUGCGGCCUGCUUCGCCUGCGUCUUGUUGAGCCACGGAGAAGAAAACUCGAUUUACGGAACCGACGGCAAGAUGGACAUCAAGGACUUGACAGGCCAUUUUCGGGGGGAUAGAUGCAGAAGCCUUUUGGAGAAACCCAAACUCUUCUUCAUCCAGGCGUGCCGGGGGACAGAGCUCGAUGACGGGAUCCAGGCCGACUCGGGGCCUAUCAGUGACACAGAUGCCAGCCCCCGACAGAAGAUCCCCGUGGAGGCCGACUUUCUCUUCGCCUAUUCCACAGUGUCAGGCUAUUACUCGUGGAGGAACCCGGGAUGCGGCUCCUGGUUUGUGCAGGCCCUCUGCGCCACCCUGAACGAGUACGGGAAAAGCCUGGACCUCUUGCAGAUCCUCACCAGGGUGAACUACAGGGUGGCCAGGCACUUCGAGUCUCGGUCCAACGACCCUCAGUUCCACGAGAAGAAGCAGAUCCCGUGUGUGGUCUCCAUGCUCACCAAGGACCUCUACUUCUCUAAGUAGCCUUGCCCACGCGUGCCAUGUAGAUGGAAAGCAAUCGAUCCUUUAUUGAUGAAUCAGAUCUUUUUCUUUUUUUUUUUUUUAAUGCUCUUGAGAUUUCCAUAAAUUCUAAAGGAUUUUUAUUUCUGGAAAAUUUCUUGGCUCGAGGGGAAAGGGACUUGCUGGUGCUAUCUUACGUUCUCUGAACGUUCACAAUGUUAUCUACGCGAUGACUUUGUCAUUUCCUCUUAAGAUUCUGGUUUUUUAUUAUUAUUAUUAUUUUUUGGUUUGUACUUUUCCUCUGGUUGUCCACGUAGCACAUACAACAACAAUUACCUCUGCAGAUGACUCUUGGCUGUGUCCACUGUGGUUGGGGGUGCCUUUGAUGAACAAUUAGAGUCAUGUUGGUACCUGUCAAAGAGAGAGUCCCAGUGCUUGACAAAGCACAGCCAAGGGGGUGGUCUCCCUGAUAUUGCAGAAGCGGGAGAUAGAGUGUGCUUUGAGUGAUUUUUGUUUUUUUUAAUGGCUUAGGGCAGAUUCUCAUGCAGAAAUUUAAAUUCCCAUAUAAGUUACAAAGGAAAAUAAUUUAAAGAUUCUGUUGUGUAUCAGUCGGGGUGCAGUCAGGAAAACAAACCGUUCUAGGUGUUCCAACAGAAGAAAUUUAAUAGAGGAAAUGAACGUACACAGACGACAAAAGAGGAGCCCAAUAAGAAAGAGGGAGCUGUUACCACCUAGCGCUGUGAGGCAGUGUGGUUCCCUGAGUCCAGAAGCUGGGGUCUCCCCAGGAGCUGGAGGGCUGCCUGGUGGGCGCUAGCACCCCCAAGGGGAGGAGUUAUGGAAAACGGAGCCAUGGCAGGGGCAAGCCCACUGCCUGAGAUGGGGCAACACCAGAUGAGUCAGACAUGGAGAAGUACCCUGGCUUCACCUCAUUCUGUCUUCCGAGUCUUCUCCGGCACUUACCCUUCCAGACCCACCUGGAAGCCAGUUGACAAGGGCGCUGGGAAGUGUAUUUCCCUGUAAUACAGCAGAGGAAGGGGUAGUGAAUGGGGCGGGGGAGGAACAAGGAGUGGAUGUAAGCUGCCCAUAAUGUGAAUAGAAAUAAUUGUAUUCCCUGAUGUUUAGCAAUUCCUCCAUUCAGUCCUUUAUUCAUUCAGCUGUCAGAUAAUCUACGUAUUGCCCACUAUGUGCAAACCAGUCUGUUUUAGCUUUAAUAGAUACCUGAAACUUUUUAGAUGAUUCCAAGCCUUAUUCUGAGUACAUUUUUUGGUAAGUGGGGGACAAUUGAUGGCAAAGAUUUUUUGCACUUUGUUUUCAAGGUGGUGGUUUCUUUUGAACUUUUGACAAAUAAUAAUGGGUUUAAUGUUCCUAUUUAUUGAUUAAAAUGUGGUGGAUUAAUGUCUAA